Messenger RNA from Nelumbo nucifera (sacred lotus), 909 nucleotides. RefSeq lists its product as uncharacterized. Gene Ontology annotation, cellular component: cytoplasmic dynein complex. Gene Ontology annotation, molecular function: dynein intermediate chain binding. The record is from RefSeq and is a predicted model, not a curated record. Lineage: Eukaryota; Viridiplantae; Streptophyta; Magnoliopsida; Proteales; Nelumbonaceae. Gene Ontology annotation, biological process: microtubule-based process.
AGCUCCACGCUCGGUCGCACCCACAAGACGUCAAGGCGUCGAAGGACAGAGGCCAAAACGCAAGGGGAAUAGAGAAUUUAGCUCAGCUCUGCUAGAGAGUGCUGUGUGCAGGCUGCAGAGUGAGUUUACUUCACAACGAGCUUCGUCAAAGCACAGAACAGGAGAAAAGAAAAAUGAUGGAUGAGGCUAAGAGAGGGGCUGGCUUCCUUAAGCCAUCUUCCGAUGAGAAGUCGCCGGCGGCAUCUCCCUUGGGUGCUCCCAAGAAAAUCAUCAUCAAGAGUGCGGACAUGAAGGAAGACAUGCAGUAUGGGGCUGCCAAGAAGGUCGUCGUCAAGAGUGCGGACAUGAAGGAAGACAUGCAGAAGGAAGCGAUCGAAUGUGCUUUCACUGCUUUUGAGAAGCACAGUAUCGAGAAGGACAUUGCAGAGCACAUCAAGAAGGAGUUCGACAAAAAGCAUGGACCCACCUGGCAUUGUAUCGUUGGUCGCAAUUUUGCUUCAGGUGCAUCUCACUGUGAUCACAUUGUCUGUAGCUUUUUCAAAGGUUCAUAUGUGACUCAUGAGACCAACCAUUUUGUCUACUUCUAUCUGGAUCAAAAAGCAAUAUUGUUGUUUAAGUCUGGAUGAUAAUGGUAGCAAUGGUUAUGAUGCUUAUGGCAGUGGAUUAGUGAUGGGUACUACAGCUAGUGCCUGUAUGUAUUAAUUGAAAUCUUGGUGCUGCAAAGUAUUUAGCAGGACAUUUUUUGGUCUGUCUGUAUAUUUUCAUUAGAAUGGUCCUCCUGCAACAGUUCUCUGAGCUAUGGAUCUGAUGCUUACCCUGUAGCUGCAAAUUAAGUUGCCAUUUGUUCUCUAAUAUUUUAUACAAACUUCUUGGUUACAUCACAUGGAGUUUGAGAGUAGAUUCUAUGUU